AUGCAGGCGUCUUCCAGCGUCUUCGAACCCAAGAUGAAGUCACAGCCCGGCUUCUGCGGACCUUUCGGAUACAACGAAGUGACCAUGAUACCAGCUGGAGCGACUCACAUCCGAGUCACCGAUAACAGCAGGAACUAUCUGGCUCUUCAGAACGGUCGCUCCCAGUUUGUGAUCAAUGGCAACUGGAAGAUUAGCAUCCCGGGCGAGUAUAGCGUUGCCGGGACGAAACUGCUGUAUCGGCGCUCUGCAGACACCUGGGAGAGCUUCGAGGUGCCGGGACCCACAAUGGAAGACCUGCAUCUGAUGGUUCUGGCGACCGAUAAAAACCCGGGGAUCGAAUACGAGUACUGGCUUCCCCCGGACCAGUACGCCCUCUACCACGGGAGGAGGAGUCCGCUACGUCAGGCUCACCACACGGCCAGCUACGUCCCCUGGGAGCAGCCCACCACCACUACACCCACUACCACCACCACUACUACCACCACCAGUACCCGACCUCCUCCCGUCACCCCCCGACCCCACUGGUUAAGGCCUGUGAAGCCGCCUCGCCAACCUUCCCACCACAACCGCCACCAGCGUCCGCACCACCAGCCCAUCCUGCCCCGCCUGGAGCGGGAGGAGAACCACAGAAACCUCCUGCCUCAUCCUAUACCUGGACGGAAUUGUGGAAAAUGUCUUCGGGUCAAAGGUCGAAGGGAACGCCAGAGACAGUACUGCCAGAAGGACUUCGUUUUCCGGGUCCGAGUCCUCGGGAAGCUGUACAGAGGCGAGGAGACGCGUUACGACGUCCAGAUCAUCCACACCUACCGGAACCGCUUCCGCCUGGAGCACCGGGAGUUCCUCUGGGUCCCGAACGUGUGCGACUGCCCCAACGUUGAGGAGGGGCGACAGUAUAUACUGAUGGUGCGUCGGCACAUUAACUAUGAGCACACGUUAAACCGCAUCCUGCUGGAGGAGGACAGCUACGUGGUGCCGUACUCGCCCAGAGAGGACGAACUGGUGCAGCUUCUCGAAACGCAUUGCAACAACAGAGGACGCCGACAACGAGCAGAACACAGGGGAUGA
This is a messenger RNA of Scomber japonicus (chub mackerel), 1065 nucleotides long. RefSeq names its product ADAMTS like 5 (gene adamtsl5). The transcript has 7 exons. The coding region runs from base 1 to 1065 and encodes 354 amino acids. The record is from RefSeq and is a predicted model, not a curated record. Gene Ontology annotation, cellular component: extracellular matrix. Gene Ontology annotation, biological process: extracellular matrix organization. Lineage: Eukaryota; Metazoa; Chordata; Actinopteri; Scombriformes; Scombridae. Gene Ontology annotation, molecular function: metalloendopeptidase activity; protein binding.